AUGGGCACAUUAUUUUCCAAAGAAAAGUCUGGUUCAGACAGUUUCGAGAAGGUGCUUUCUAAAUACGACGAUGAUGUCCAGAAAUACGAAAUACAGCUAUCCGAUAUCCGAAUUCAAGAUCGUCGAGUGAGUAUUCUAUGGGUAUUGUAUUCAACAGUGCUGUGGGCCGUCUAUAUUGCAUAUUAUCUGUAUAUGCUGCAUGGUGGAUAUUCAAACAAUAUACAGGAGCAAUUGUUGGCUGCAACACCUAUUCUACUUGGACCUAUAUGUAUUUACUAUGUGAGAAGGGGUCUCAAAUGGGUUUACAACAAGCGCUUAAACAACAUUACCACCAGGUUGAAUACACUUCGCAAGAAGCAAAAGCUAAAGGUGGAGGAAUUGAAGAAGAAGACUGCCUAUUAUACAACAAAAUCAUUGCUGGAACGAUACGAUCCAGCAUCAGAAAAGAAAAGGGAAUUGGAUGAAAUCAAGAGAAACAAGGUGAUCGAAGAGCGAGAGAGACAGAAGGCAUUGCAAAAGCAAAAGCAAUCUGACAAGAAUCCAGCAUCGGUAAUAAAUCAACAACCUCCAUCACAGCCAUGGUAUGACAAGUUAGUGGAUGCCUUGGUUGGCGAUGUUGGACCAGAAAGCAAAUAUGCAUUAAUUUGCAUUCAUUGUAAUGCGCAUAAUGGGUUGGUUCUGCCACAAGAAGUGAAUACAAUUCAGUACACUUGCCCUCAUUGCCAUCAAUUCAAUCCCUCACGAAAAUCACGUAUGCCUCACCCUGAAGGAUCUGUGCUACCAACGGUGCCACCAAAACCAGAUCAUGACGAAAGUAUCAAUCUUGUCACCAGCGACAGCAGAAAUAGUAACAACAGUGUUACAAAAGGCACGUUAUUACGACAGCGAAAGACCACAGAAGACAAAGAGGAACCAGCAAAGCCCUAUUCCAUUGAAUGA
Molecule: messenger RNA, 939 nt
Organism: Mucor velutinosus
Lineage: Eukaryota; Fungi; Mucoromycota; Mucoromycetes; Mucorales; Mucoraceae
Exons: 5
Coding region: 1-939 (312 amino acids)
Biological process (GO): endoplasmic reticulum tubular network organization
Cellular component (GO): endoplasmic reticulum tubular network
Source: RefSeq, a predicted model, not a curated record